UCGUACACUAUGUGACUCGGCACUGCAGAAGAAAACUCGACCGUCACGUGAGACGCACAAGACGGGAAAUAAUCAUCUGCGGCGCUUCCUGAUCCGCGGAGCGAGCUGAAAAUGACCACAGCACUGACUCAGGGUUUGGAGAGGAUACCUGACCAGAUAGGGUAUUUGGUGAUCAGUGAGGACGGCGUACUUGCAUCUUCAGGAGAGCUGGAGAACGAUGAGCACACCGCAGGAGUGAUCAUGCAGAUGGUCCGAACAGCAUGUCGGUUCAGGCUUCACGGAGCAGCAGAGCCGCCUUUUAAACGCAUGUCAGUGAUAUUUGAGGACUACGUUUAUGCAGUGACAAUCUCCGGACAGAAGGUCUUUGUAGUGAAACGACAGAACAACCAACGGGAACCUGUGAAUGUCUAGAAGUGAGAAGAGUUACAUGUUAACGGACUACUCUCAUACUCACACUGAUUGAGUGCCCUCUGAUUAAAAUACUAAAAUACAAUAUAAACAUAAUACCGAUACGAGUUUAAGCAAAACCCUCAUGCCCAACACUUUUCUCAUAGUGUGCUCUUUGUACACUGUGAGUUAGAAUCAUUGUAUUUAAAAGGUUUCAGUUGUGUUUUUCCCUGAGCUGUUGUUACUAAUGCCAUGAACAUGUGGCCUAACUCACUGUUCACUCUUCACAGAAAUAUGGCACAUGCCUGUGACAUUUUACUGAUAACUAACAAUGCCUCACUUUUGUCAAACAUCAGUGGGUAGGCUGCCUUACUCUAUCUAUUGAACUGUUUAUGAAGAAUUUUAGACAGUUUGACUGAUUCAGCUCCCUGUUUAAUGAGCUGAUGACACAUUUUGGAUUAUGUUAAACGCUGUCCGAGUGACAUCUAACCACUGAGGAAGUGACUUACAGGCAUGUGGCAUUUCCUGAUAAUGAUGGCACUAAACUGCAUUAUUAUAGGUAUGUGGGGAUGCUGAACUAUACAGCUCAUCAGGUCAAGCUAAUGUUUUAGUUUUUCAGCUCUUCCAGGAGUUAAAAGUAGCAAAUUUCUCUAUUUAAGAAAAAAAUCUCUAUCAAGUCACUGCAUUUUUAUCACCUCAUGAAUCAGUUUAAAGAAUUUUCUAUUUCAUGAUCUAAUUUUUACUUUCACUAUUUAAUAUUACUUCUACUUCUGUUUUUUUUCUGAGUAAAGUAUUAUUCCAGGCGCUAGUAGCAAGCUGGAAGUCGCAAGUAACUUGUAAGAGAUGUCACAAGAUGGUGAUCUCAAUUGGGUCAGUCCCAGAAAUAACUGAGAUGUUCCAUGCGCUGCAUUUUAUUAACAGUACUGAACCCAUGCACAGGGUUAUUGUUGUUGAUCUAAAAGAUAUAGAUGCUGAAUAAAGUACUUAAUAAAGAAACUGGUGUGCUUUAUA
Colossoma macropomum (tambaqui) is the source of this 1398-nucleotide messenger RNA. It is a transcript of the gene lamtor4, whose product is annotated as late endosomal/lysosomal adaptor, MAPK and MTOR activator 4. The transcript has 4 exons. Gene Ontology annotation, molecular function: guanyl-nucleotide exchange factor activity. Gene Ontology annotation, biological process: positive regulation of TOR signaling; cellular response to amino acid stimulus. Lineage: Eukaryota; Metazoa; Chordata; Actinopteri; Characiformes; Serrasalmidae. Gene Ontology annotation, cellular component: lysosome; Ragulator complex. The record is from RefSeq and is a predicted model, not a curated record. Bases 112 to 411 code for a protein of 99 amino acids.